Dama dama (fallow deer) is the source of this 843-nucleotide messenger RNA. RefSeq names its product mediator complex subunit 29 (gene MED29). Gene Ontology annotation, biological process: regulation of transcription by RNA polymerase II. Gene Ontology annotation, cellular component: mediator complex. Gene Ontology annotation, molecular function: transcription coregulator activity; transcription factor binding. Lineage: Eukaryota; Metazoa; Chordata; Mammalia; Artiodactyla; Cervidae. The coding region runs from base 187 to 786 and encodes 199 amino acids. The record is from RefSeq and is a predicted model, not a curated record. The transcript has 4 exons.
GGUUUAUCGAUAUCUCAUUGUAGCCGUCGGAUUUGAGAGUCACUAGUCGGAGGGUGGGUUCUUUCCUCUCAUUGAUUGUAUUGUCUGGGAGGCGGAGCUAAUCAGCAAAGAGCGCCCAGAGACGAAGACGCUAAAAAGAAACCGGGAAGACGCACUUGUGACGCACUUCCGGUGCGCGAGGCGAAGAUGGCUGCAUCCCAACAGCAGGCUUCAGCGACUUCUGCCGCUAGUGUAUCGGGUCCAGGUUCAGCUGGUGGGUCGGGUUCCCAGCAGCAGCCACAACCACCAGCACAACUUGUGGGACCUGCCCAGAGCGGGCUUUUGCAGCAACAGCAACAGGACUUCGAUCCUGUGCAGCGUUAUAAGAUGCUCAUCCCGCAGCUGAAGGAGAGUCUACAGACCUUGAUGAAGGUUGCAGCCCAGAACCUGAUUCAGAACACUAACAUUGACAAUGGACAAAAGAGCAGCGAUGGACCCAUUCAGCGCUUUGACAAGUGUCUGGAAGAGUUCUAUGCACUUUGUGACCAGCUAGAGCUCUGCCUGCGCCUGGCACAUGAGUGUCUGUCACAGAGCUGCGACAGUGCCAAGCACUCUCCAACACUGGUGCCCACAGCCACCAAGCCUGAUGCCGUCCAGCCUGACAGCCUGCCCUACCCGCAGUACCUGGCGGUCAUCAAAGCCCAGAUUGCCUGUGCCAAGGACAUUCACACUGCCCUGCUGGACUGUGCCAACAAGGUCACAGGCAAGACCCCUGCACCACCUACGGGCCCUGGAGGCACCCUGUGAGCCCGCAGGGCUGGGAGUGGGGGAAGGGCCAGGGAGGGAAUGAAGAGUAGCUUCAAA